Mesorhabditis spiculigera is the source of this 309-nucleotide messenger RNA. NCBI's taxonomy places the organism in Eukaryota, Metazoa, Nematoda, Chromadorea, Rhabditida, Rhabditidae. The record is from the annotation of a GenBank genome assembly.
AUGUCAGGCCAACCACGUCUGGAACGCGAUCGCGUUGCCCGCCACAUCAAGAUGCACGAGAACGCAACAAGAGACGGCAGUGGAGCGGUGGUGCUCUUCGAGACGCUCACUCAUUAUGAUGAUACGGAACUAAAAGCCCUGGAAGCGCAACAUCUGACGGUCCGGAUGCGACCCGAGCCCGCGCCAUAUGAACAUAAGAACGCGGAGGAUUUUUACGACCCGCCGAUCGUAGUAGAGAAAUGGAGAUGGAUUCCCCCUUGCCUGCACGAUUCUCUCGAUUGUCUGGGCCUGCAAGAGGGCAUUGAAGAA